AAAGUAAGAUAAUUAUACCAAAGUCUCCUGUCAAUGAAUAGCAAAGGACGUUAUGGGCUGCUCAUUGAUCGUUGACUUUUUAUGAAUGAGGAGAAAAGAAAGAACAGUUAAUGAAUGGUGCUAGUAGAUGACGUCACCUUCAUUGUGACGCCGCCUCCCUUUUAUGGAGCGGGCGUCUGAGCCUCAUUCAUAAAACGGAAAGAGGUAACUGGCUGUGAUAGUAGGCUAAUGCUCUCAGGAGGGUACAGAGCAGCAUUAACUUACACGGGAGCUGCUUUGGAUUUAUGACUGUCUACUUGCAUUCGCCGUGUAUUUUCAACGGACUAUCCCAAAUUCAGCUUUGUGUGGUAGCCCGAAGUGAAAAAAUGGUUACCAUGGAUGAACUUCGCGAAAUGGAUUGCAGCGUUUUGAAAAGGUUGCUGAAGGACGACAGCGCAAAAUGUCUGGUAUUGGACUGCAGAUCUUUUCUGGCAUACAGCGCCGGACAUAUCCGAAGCGCAGUAAACAUUCGCUGUAACACAAUCGUACGAAGACGGGCGAAGGGCUCGGUCAGUUUGGACCAAAUUCUGUCGGGGGACGAGGAAGCCAGAGGCAGAUUAAAAUCGGGACUGUAUUCUGCAGUUAUUUUGUACGACGAGAGGACACCGGACGCGGACACAAUAAAAGAGGACAGCACAAUCACACUGGUGCUUAAUGCGAUAUACAGGGACACCUUCGGAACUGAAGUAUAUCUCCUUAAAGGAGGCUUCGACAGAUUCUUCUCUCAGUACCCAGACUUUUGUUUAAAAACCAAAUCAUUGCCGUCGUCGACCACCCCUCUGUCUGUCAUAGACUCCAGCUUUACCUCCUGUGGAACCCCUCAGCACGACCAGGGUGGUCCAGUGGAAAUCCUGCCGUUUCUGUUCCUCGGCAGUGCGCUGCACGCUUCUAAGAAGGAUAUGUUGGAUGGCAUGGGGAUUUCUGCUCUACUGAAUGUAUCGUCAAACUGUCCCAAUCAUUUUGAGGGUGUAUACCAGUACAAGUGCAUUCCCGUUGAGGACAAUAUUAAAGAGGACAUCAGCUCAUGGUUUAUUGAAGCCAUUGAGUUUAUUGACUCGGUGAAGGACUCCAACGGGCGCGUGCUAGUGCACUGCCACGCAGGGAUCUCGCGCUCGGCCACCAUCUGCCUGGCCUACCUGAUGAUGAAGAAACGCGUGCGGCUGGAGGAGGCCUUUGAGUUCGUCAAGCAGCGGCGCAGCAUCAUCUCGCCCAACUUCAGCUUCAUGGGUCAGCUGCUGCAGUUCGAGUCGCAGGUACUGGCCACCAGCUGCGCGGCCGAGGCGGCCAGUCCUGGUGCCACCACGCUGGGCUCCAAGUCUUCCUCGGUACCCGCCUCGCCCACGUACAUCUUCAGCUUCCCGGUGUCGGUGGUGGCGGCGGCAGCGGCCCACGGGCACGGACAGCCCAGUAGCCUCUCCUACUUGCAGAACCCCAUCACCACGUCGCCCAGCUGCUGAUACGUGGAGCCCAGGCCGUGGCCUUAAGAGACUCACUCGCACAACAGAGACUUGCUUUGUUUUUUACUGCCCAAAGCUGGUGUGUGUGUGUGUGUGUGGGGGUUGAUGCAGAUUGUGUGUUGUAGGGGCAUUUUUUUGGUUUGUUUCUGGCCUCACAAUUGUCACGUCUAACCUGGACACAGAUCUGCUAGGAGGCGGAGCAGUCGAAAGACGAGCUCUCGUCCACUGCCCCCCUUUCCCCCAACUGAAACCCCAGCUGCAGAAACCUGCUCCGGCAGGCUGCCACCGCCGCAGCGUUUUAUACACUGGACCGGACUUCCGAGGACGGACACGUUUGAACAUUAACAGUCAUGAAUCACAUCGCAGCCCGACGGGCCUAGCUCUCAUUUCCUAAGGUGGCUUCCGAACUCUGACACUGAUACUGCUGCUUGGUGAGAGGAGAAUGACUGAAAACAAGAGUGUGUGAGAGAGAGAGAGAGAGAGAAGGAGGGAUGGAGGGAUAGAGGAGAAACGAGUGUGAGGACAUUAAUCCCCAGUGUAAACUCAGCAGUACUCUGACUUCCUGAGGCAGUCCAGGAGGCCCCCUCAGCUCUGACAGGCACUGCACCUUGCUCUCUGGGCUUCCUGUUUCCGACCACUCUCCAUCUCCCCCCCACACACACACAAACUCACACACACACACACACACACACACACACAAACACACAGUUGUUUCCACCGGGUGGGACUGUAUCACAGAAUCCUUUACUAUGAGUUCAUUCACUGUCACACUUAAAUGUUGGAGCACAGGAGAAGAGGAUGAAGAGUCGGGUGUCUCACGUGGCAGUGACGCUCGAAAACAACAUGGCCGUCCUAAUCUCACUUUGCCAUGUCAGUUAGUCCUGACAAAUUUCCAACAGGACUGCAGUUCACGGUCAAGUGUAUUACUAUACGAUACGUUCUUUGGCUGUGCCUUGAACCCAGAAGGUACAAGAGACUUUUAUGUUUAUUUUAUUUUUUUGUUUAGAGAGCGCUUUUUUGGAUCAUCCCUGCCCUUUUUAUUUUUUCCCCCCCUUUGCCAUUGUACACAUAUGGACCCAUGGACCGAUCUUGAGACACUGCAUUUAAACUGCAAUAGAGACGCUAGCCUCCGUCUCUGUUUCCUCAUUGAGUAGAGCAAUAAUGUUUUCUUCUUACUUCCCAGUGGCCACCAAAGCACUGCAGUCUUGUUUGUUUUAUUUCCCCCAUGAGUUUCUUUUUGUCUUGAUGGUGUGUGUGAGUGUGUUUUUUUUUUUUCUUUUUUCAUCUCUUUGUUUAACUUAUGAUUUUUGUUCCUUGCUAAUUUAUACGCAAAAAAGCUCAGAAAUUAUUUCAGCUUUAUGCCUUAUCGAUGACUGUGGAGUUCUCAAAAAAAAAAAUAUAUAGGAAUGUUCUCCUGAGUCUGCACACACUGUGGUGUUUCACCAUUGGAUUGCUCUCUUAAGAAGAGAGGUAGGGCAUGCUGUCGGGUUAUCAAUGUAACCGUAGACAACCUUGAAAGAGGAGUAAGAUUGGUAACCAUGCUCAAUUGAUAAGAUUAUGAGACGGUCAACUUGACCUGUAAAACACAAUCAACAUUACCCAAAUACACUGUAACUCUGAGAAGAGAUUCUGAGAUUCUGUCGUCAUCCAGAAACCUUUUUUUUUAAGCCAACAGUGAAUUUAGACUCACAGCUCCAUGAAAAAAAAAUUGCAUUUCAAUCAUAAUAUCUGCCUUCAAAAUAUUAGCCAAAUUAUGUUGUCAUAACUUUUACAAACCAUACCACCCUGGCUCUUGAGGGGUGGGGGUAUGAGACUCAGCUUUCAUUUGGUUUAGAGAAUGUGGGCACCUUUUAUAGAGCACUUUUAAGUGAUGCAAUAUUGUGAUUUUUUUUUUUUUUUUUUUUUUUUUUUUUGCACAUUGGAGUAGGUGGUAGCUGAUAUUUCUAAUGCCCAUCCGUUAUACUGUUUAGAGUAGGUCAAUGAAAAUGAAAAUGUGUACAUUUUGUCAACAAUCACUGAAGAAUGCAAUACUUUUUAUCUGUUCAUUGAAAUGUUAUUGACUCUCUAAGGCAAUAUCAUUUGAGAAAGGUUGGAGUUGUAGAGAAUUCCUCUUGUUUUGAUGUAUGGUAUGUACAUUUUAUUUAUUUCUGCAGAUUCAUUGUUAAAUAUAACAAUGUUCUUAA
This is a messenger RNA of Alosa alosa (allis shad), 3679 nucleotides long. It is a transcript of the gene dusp4, whose product is annotated as dual specificity phosphatase 4. Gene Ontology annotation, molecular function: protein tyrosine/threonine phosphatase activity; MAP kinase tyrosine/serine/threonine phosphatase activity. Lineage: Eukaryota; Metazoa; Chordata; Actinopteri; Clupeiformes; Clupeidae. Gene Ontology annotation, biological process: protein dephosphorylation; negative regulation of MAPK cascade; endoderm formation. Gene Ontology annotation, cellular component: cytoplasm; nucleus. The coding region runs from base 285 to 1496 and encodes 403 amino acids. The transcript is spliced from 4 exons. The record is from RefSeq and is a predicted model, not a curated record.